This is a messenger RNA of Prosopis cineraria, 3055 nucleotides long. RefSeq names its product inducible nitrate reductase [NADH] 2-like. Gene Ontology annotation, molecular function: heme binding; nitrate reductase (NADPH) activity; molybdenum ion binding. The transcript is spliced from 4 exons. The coding region runs from base 113 to 2785 and encodes 890 amino acids. NCBI's taxonomy places the organism in Eukaryota, Viridiplantae, Streptophyta, Magnoliopsida, Fabales, Fabaceae. Gene Ontology annotation, biological process: nitrate assimilation; nitric oxide biosynthetic process. The record is from RefSeq and is a predicted model, not a curated record.
CUCCAUUUUCUCCCUGCAGUCAUCUAUCCUCACCUUCCUCUCUCAUGUGGGCACAGUAAACCUCUCUAACGCCAUACACCAUCACCUUUUCCUUUCUCCUUCCAUAUUUUUCAUGGCGGCUUCCAUCGACAACCGUCAAUACGCUGGCCCAUUAAACGGCGUCGCUCGUUCAUUCAACAUUUCCCCUCAUUUUAACUUCCCUGCAAAUCCCAAGAGAUCCGAACCUUUGCAGAUGGACUUGGACUUCUCCAGCGAAGAUGAAAACGACUCCGACGAGUUGAAGGACCUGAUACGAAAGGCUAGCUCCGAAGUGGAGGCCUCCAUCUUCGAUCCCCGCGAUGACGGAACCGCCGACUGCUGGAUCGAACGCAACGCUUCCCUGGUCCGCCUCACCGGGAAACACCCAUUCAACUCGGAGCCGUCUCUCACCCGCCUCAUGCAUCACGGCUUCAUCACCCCUGUCCCGCUCCACUAUGUCCGCAACCACGGCGCCGUCCCUCAUGCCCGGUGGGAUGACUGGACGGUCGAGGUGUGCGGCCUAGUGAAACGCCCCUCCAAAUUUACCAUGGAACAACUGGUCAACGAGUUCCCCGGCCGGGAGCUGCCAGUGACGCUGGUGUGUGCCGGCAACAGAAGGAAAGAACAAAACAUGGUGAAACAGAGCAUCGGUUUCAACUGGGGUGCGGCUGCGGUUUCCACUUCCGUCUGGAGAGGGGUGCCGUUAAGGUACUUGCUCAAGCGGUGCGGGAUCUAUAGCCGGACCAAAGGGGCAUUACACGUGUGCUUCGAAGGAGCUGAGGACCUUCCCGGAGGCGGUGGGUCCAAGUACGGGACAAGCAUCAAAAGAGAGAUUGCCAUGGACCCUGCCCGCGACAUCAUCAUCGCUUAUAUGCAAAACGGAGAGCGGUUGGCUCCGGAUCACGGGUUCCCGGUGAGGAUUAUCAUACCGGGCUUCAUCGGGGGCCGCAUGGUCAAGUGGCUCAAGCGUAUCAUUGUCACUCCCCAAGAGUCGGACAACUAUUACCAUUACAAGGACAACAGAGUACUUCCCUCCCACGUGGAUGCCGAGCUUGCCAAUGCUGAAGCUUGGUGGUACAAGCCUGAAUAUAUAAUCAACGAGCUCAACAUAAACUCUGUGAUAACCACGCCUUGUCACGAGGAGAUAUUGCCCAUAAACUCAUGGACUACUCAGAGGCCCUAUGUGAUGAGGGGCUAUUCAUAUUCCGGGGGCGGGAGAAAAGUGACACGUGUGGAGGUGACAUUGAACGGCGGGGAAACGUGGUUAGUGGCCACGUUGGAACACCCGGAGAAGCCGAACAGGUACGGUAAAUACUGGUGCUGGUGUUUCUGGUUGCUGGAGGUUGAGGUGUUGGACCUGCUCGGAGCCAAGGAAAUCGCUGUGCGAGCAUGGGACGAGGCCCUCAACACCCAACCCGAGAAGCUCGUUUGGAAUGUCAUGGGCAUGAUGAACAACUGCUGGUUCAAAUUGAAAACUAAUGUGUGCAGACCCCAUAAAGGGGAGAUUGGGAUUGUGUUUGAGCACCCGACGUUACCAGGGAACCAACCAGGUGGGUGGAUGACGAAAGAAAGGCACCUUGAGCAGACAUCGGAGUCAGCCCCGAGCCUCAAGAAGAGUGUCUCGACACCCUUCAUGAACACUUCCUCAAACAUGUACUCCCUCUCCGAAGUCAAAAGGCACACCUCCCCUGACUCUGCUUGGAUCAUCGUUCACGGCCAUGUCUACGACUGCACCCGCUUCCUCAAAGAUCACCCCGGUGGCACAGAUAGCAUCCUCAUCAACGCCGGCACUGACUGCACCGAAGAGUUCGAGGCCAUCCAUUCCGACAAAGCCAAGAAAAUGCUCGAGGACUACCGAAUUGGCGAGCUCAUGACUACCGGCUACAGCUCCCCUGACUCGUCUCCCAAUACAUCCAUGCACGGUAAUGCCGACACCAGCCACUUAGCGACAAUCACAGAAGCCCCACCAUUGCGCAGCGUGGCCCUCAAUCCACGUGAGAAAAUCCCAUGCAAGCUCGUGUCCAAAACGUCCAUCUCACACGACGUGAGACUUUUCCGUUUUGCGCUGCCCUCGGAGGACCAAAUCAUGGGUCUGCCGGUCGGAAAGCACAUAUUCGUAUGUGCUACCAUUGAGGACAAGUUAUGCAUGCGAGCUUACACUCCAACCACUAGCGUCAAUGAAGUCGGGUAUUUUGAGCUGGUUGUCAAGAUUUACUUCAAAGGGGUACACCCCAAGUUCCCCAACGGUGGGCUCAUGUCUCAGCACUUGGACUCGCUUCCUAUUGGCUCCGUCGUGGAAGUGAAGGGUCCACUAGGCCACAUAGAGUAUAUUGGAAGGGGUAAUUUUUUGGUUCACGGGAAGCCCAAGUUUGCGAAGAGGCUGACCUUGAUGGCCGGUGGGACCGGGAUCACGCCCAUUUAUCAAGUGGCUCAAGCCAUUCUGCAAGACCCAGAGGACCGGACCGAGAUGCACGUUGUGUAUGCGAACCGGACCGAGGACGAUAUUUUGCUGAGAGAAGAGCUGGAUGAGUGGGCUAAGAAGGAUGAGCGGUUCAAGGUGUGGUACGUGGUGCAGGAAAGCAAGCGGGAAGGGUGGGAAUACAGUGUGGGUUUCAUCACGGAGGAUAUCCUGAGGGAGCAUGCCCGGGAGGCAUCGGACGACACGAUGGCAUUGGCUUGCGGGCCACCACCCAUGAUUCAGUUCGCGGUGCAGCCCAAUUUGGAGAACAUGGGGUAUGACAUCAACAACAAUUUGCUUGUGUUUUAGGGAGACCCGUAGUCGGAGGAGUACGGUGUAUUGUGUAAAUGUGUAUAAUCGUGUCGAAUAAUGUUAUUAUUCAUGUUCCAGAUUUUUUAAUUUUUCCAUGGGAAAGCAGAUAUAUAAAAAGUCGGUUUGGGCAAAAGUUCUGGGCUUUUGGGGUUUAGAAAGACAACCUCCAUUGCGGGUUUUGAUGUCCCCUAGUAGGUAGAUAUGUAUAUUUCAUUCACGUGUUUAUAUAAAUGGAAGUGCCAAUUAGUUUUGGCUUGGGGGGUUCUA